AUGGCACCUACCACAGACAAUAGCUCCAUCGGGAGCAACUCGCCAUCCCCGCCACCCUUGGUCAAGACGGAGAGCAACUCGGCCAAGAAGCGCGGCGGAGAGGGCGGCGGCGUCGUCAAGGUCACAAAGCGCAGAGCCGCACGCGCAUGCGUCUCGUGUCGCGCACGCAAGGUCCGCUGCGACGUGGUCGAGGGCGCACCUUGUGGAAACUGCCGCUGGGAUAAUGUCGAGUGCAUCGUCCAAGAGAGCCGUCGGCGCAAGAAGAGCACCUUGACGGCAAAUGCCGUGGGCCCAAACAGCCAAGCCGAGGCCCAAAUCCGCUGCAAGACAGCCACCACCAACUCCAACGCCAAUGGCAACAGCAACGCCAACGACAGGGCGUCGCCAGGUGUCAGCAAUGGCUACGCGAAUGCGGCCGACAGCAUCACGGUCGCGCCCGUGGCUUCAAAUGACCCGCGACGCCAGAGUACGGCGUCUGCGUUUUCAGCCACGACGGCCAGCACGGGCAUCGAUAGCCAGCUGCCCGGUUCCUUUCCCAACUGCAUGGUGGACUCGCAUAUUCCCCAUCUCAUUUACCAACGCUCCGGAUUUCGCCCAGACCUGCUGAGCCAAGCUUCGAUCGACCCCAGCCAGGCCAGCCCGACCCCGAGCAGCUUCUGGGGCGGCGACAGCAACACCGUCAACCCCAACCGCCUCUUUGGCGACGCGGGCCUCGCUCCGGCCACGCCGAGCCUUGCUAGCCCGCUCGAUCAUUUCCAAUUCCAUGCCGCGCCCCAGGCCGCACCCCAGCUCCCGCCGUUCCUGCGCCCGCUGCCCAGCAAGAUCACCCCCGAGGAUGUGAGCUACCUUCAGAUGAAGGGUGCCUUGACGCUGCCCGCCAUCCCGCUCCAGAAUGCCCUGUUGCAGGCCUACGUCGAGUACAUCCAUCCCUUCAUGCCGCUGAUGGACCUGCACCCCUUCCUCGCCAUCGUCAACAGCCGCAACGGAUUCAAUGGCCAGAUGAGCCUGCUGCUGUAUCACGCCGUGCUCUUUGCGGCCACCGCCUCGGUGGAUAUGAAACAACUCCGCGAAGCCGGUUAUACGAGUCGCAAGGCUGCUCGCAAAGCUUUCUUCCAAAAGACAAGGCUACUGUACGAUUUCGACUACGAGUCAGACCGCCUGGUCCUGGUGCAGUCUCUUUUGCUCAUGACCUAUUGGUAUGAGACGCCUGAUGACCAAAAAGACACUUGGCACUGGAUGGGCGUGGCCAUCUCGCUGGCCCACACCAUCGGCCUGCAUCGCAAGCCCGGUGCCAACUCCAUGACCGACGGCAAGCGCAAGCUCUGGAAGCGCAUAUGGUGGUCCUGCUUCAUGAGAGACAGGCUCAUUGCCCUGGGCAUGCGCCGACCUACCCGCAUCAAGGAUGAGGACUUUGACGUGCCCAUGUUGACGGAAAGCGACUUUGAGAUUCAGACGCUCGCGGACAACAACAACUUGCUGCCCCGUGACUGCGUCGUGAUCCGCGACGCGGCCAUGCAGCGCGAGCUAGCGACCUUGUGCAUCUACAAGGCCAAGCUCUGCCUGGGCAUCAGCCACAUGCUCAAGACGCAGUACUCGGUGCUGAUCCGCGACAACAUGAAGCCCGAGAACACAACCAACAGCACCAUGAUGCUGUUUCCCAACAAGUUUGACAAUGUCGAUGCCGUCGACACCAUUGACGCGGAGCUGCGUGCGUGGGCCGACAGCCUGCCCGAGUGCUGUCGGUAUCGUCCGCUCAACGAGGCCGACGUCGAGGGUGGCCGUUCCACCGUCACCGUCCACCGUACGCUACUGCACAUGGUGCACCAGACCACCAUUUCGGCCCUUCAUCGCCCGCAGUUCCUCCCCUCGUCGCCGACGCAGAUGCCGACGACGUCGCGCCAGGUGCAGGACAUGUCGCGCGUCAAGGUGCGCGAUUCGGCUAUGCAAAUUACUCGCAUGGUCACCGAGCUGCACGACCUUCGGCUGGAAAAGUACCUCCCCACGACGGGCGUGACGGUGAUUUUGCCGGCCAUGAUUAUCCACCUGUUGGAGAUGAAGAGCUCAUCCAAGGGCGCUCGCGAGCGGGCCACGGUCGGCUUCCGUCAGUGCAUGCGUGUCAUGGAGAAGCUGCGGGAAAUCUACUCGGCCGCCGACUACGCCACGGGUUUCCUCGACGCGGCGCUGCGCAAGGCCGACAUUAGCGUCGGUUCGGGCAACGCCGGGAGCAGCAGUAACGGCAGCAGCGCGGCAGCGACAGCGCUGGUCAACCAAAUGAGCCAGAUCAACCAGGCUGCGGCCGGGGACAUGAUGCCCAGCGGGCUGCCGUUUAGCCUGUCGGUACACACGCCGCCACCCGAGUCUCAGACGACGGCGAGCCUGCAGGAGGCGCUGUCUAGCAAGACGGCCAUGCUACCUCCCAACACUGUCAAUGCCGCGGCGCUGGAACUGUCCCACUCGCCGCCGCAGACCGACUUUGACGCGACGGGCCUGACGCCCAGCGCCAGCGGGGUAUCGGAGGAGCUGCUGACUGAGGCAGACCCGAUGGACAUGGACUUUAUGGAGGGCCACGACGAGUUUGAUUGGAACGCGGUGGCGGGCACCGACUUUGACGUGGACCAGUUUUUGCAGUUUCCAACCGACGCUGGUAAGCCGGCUUCGGGCGAGGACAUGAUGAAUGGCGUUUUUGCGAGCAACAACGCGACGGGGUCGACGUCGAUGGAGGAUGUCAAGAUGGGCAUUGAGGCUUCUGCAUGA
Messenger RNA from Beauveria bassiana ARSEF 2860, 2754 nucleotides. Its product is annotated as cutinase transcription factor 1 beta. Gene Ontology annotation, molecular function: zinc ion binding; DNA-binding transcription factor activity, RNA polymerase II-specific; DNA binding. The record is from RefSeq and is a predicted model, not a curated record. Lineage: Eukaryota; Fungi; Ascomycota; Sordariomycetes; Hypocreales; Cordycipitaceae. Gene Ontology annotation, biological process: DNA-templated transcription; regulation of DNA-templated transcription. The transcript is spliced from 5 exons. Bases 1 to 2754 code for a protein of 917 amino acids.